CAAAAAAGCAUUUUUUCAUUUUUGUGAAUAGGAAUGUUUCUAAUUUGAAGUACUUUUAAGUACGUCAUGCUAGCUACUUAUUAAUUCUGAAUUCUUGUUUCGUUUUCAUGGCUGGACGAAGAGUUAUUUUUGAAUACCGGUUCCAGGUGUCUUUCGGGAUGUUGUGGUAAAGGCUAUACAAUGCACUGUGAUGCAGUGUGGUGAUGCAGGAAAUGGCGUUGUCGCUGUCGAUGUAUUGUAAACGUCCAAUUAAAGAAGUCCCAGUUCCUGCAAUUCCGUGCAUUCACUCCCUCCAUCAGCUAGUAUUCACCGAGGAUUUACACUAUAGCCAUCUUAUCUGAUAAUAAAAAUGAUACAGGCACAGCGGCCCUCUGGGCUGCCGAAACCGCAGCUGAGAGAAAAGAUUGUGCAGAUGUAUGACGAUUUGCUCUGUGCGAAGAAUGUUGAGCAACAUGUUCAUUUUUGGGAUGAGUUCUUCGUGCUAAAGCCGAAAGUUCUGUAUUUUACCAAGCAGUUAGACUCUUAUUCAGAAACGGAUUUGAAUCAGAAAAAGCUAAUACUGCACAAGUUUUCGCAAAAAAUUGUGGAGCGUUUGGAGAGCGACUGUUUAGAUGGCCAUUCAUCCGGCAGUUCGUCGUAUCAUGCACUGAUUUACCUUUGUAUCCUCAUAGAGAUUCUUUCGAAACGGAAUAUUGACGUUUCUGAAAUUCUGCUUGGACAUACUCAGACGAGUCGAGAAAUUCAAGGCAAGAUAUUUUCUGAGACAUUAAGGGCUACUAUAAGAGGCACAAACGAUACCGUUGUGAAGUUGGCUUUUCGCGUGCUGCUAAAACUUGUUGCGCUAAAUGACAACAUCAAUCACAACCCUUUUUUGCCUUAUUUGAUGCAUUACUCCUUUUUCGAGGAUUUCAUGCGGAUAGUGACGGAUCCCAGAAAACGCAAAGUGGUUGGAUAUGAUGUGAUUACUUUGCUUGGAAUACUUCCGCAUUUCUUUACUGCUGAGCCAGAAGCAAAUCCUUACAUGCAGUUAUCAGUAUUGGACCCUGCAAUUGAACUGAUGGGCAUUGCAGCUGUUAUUGGGGAGUCUUUCAGAAAUUGUACGACAGCAUUUUUCCAACAAGUAAUUGCCUUACAAAAAGACCGUUCGUGGAUGACUUGGAUAGCAAAGACGGUAACUCGGACCCCUGCAGCUUCGUUGAAUGUGGUGCUGGAAGAUGCUGCACUGCUCGGGUUAUGUACUGGUUUGAAAAUUGGGCGCAAUUUUGUUCAUGCGUUUUCCCACGCACAAUCCGAAAUUCUCGUUGACCCUCCCCAGACAAACGGAACGGGACACGAAAACGAAAAGAACCAGAUUCCGGAAACAGCGAGUGAACCGGCUGUGGUGACCCCCUUGGACCAGGCGAAUACAGUGAAUGAACCUUCCAAUUUGUUCGUGGAAUUUCUCCAGUAUUCCUCCAUAGUGCUACAACAUAUUCGCCAAGAUAAGCCCUUUCUCCACGCAAAAAUGAGUCUAGUUAUUCUUUGCACAAUAACCGAGGACCAUUACACGACGCAGUUUAUGCAUGACUUCAACAUCAAUUACCGAGUGCAGUUUUUCCGUGCUGCCUCGCGUUACCAUCCUUGCCAGAUUCUAAAAAGUUCCAAACCGGAGCCGCUGGCUUGUGCUGUAUUGAAUUUAUUGUCAGAAUUCAUCAUGACCCACAUGAUGCUGAACUUUCCUCACGAUCUGUAUUUCCGUUGUUUGCUUAUUGUUUAUCGCUUGAUGGAUUAUCAGAAGCGAACACGUUUCCGUUUACCUUAUCAAUGGCGAACACUCUGGGGAAGCCUGUUGUCUUUGCUGAAAUUUCUGGAGGCUAACGAGAGCCACUUAAUGGAGCAAAUGUCCAAUUUCUUCCUUUUGUGCACCCAGGUUGUGAAUAUCCUUAAUAUCUUUCUAAUUGGCGGUGAUGCGAUUUUGUCCCAAGUUGGCAGCUACGAUGACUUGUGUUAUGAAAUCGUCCGCAACAGUUCUAUGGUGAAUAAUGCCUUUGCCAUGGGACUGCGGUACAGUGCGGUGCAGUCGGCAAGUACGCAAGCCGCAGCGCGAAAAUACCUCAGUGCCAUGACAAACCUUCGUUCGGUGAUUAACCACUUCACUCCCAAAAUCGAAGCGUUUUCGGCUGAGUAUCAAAAAGUUACCAUGGAAAGAGAAGAGAUACUGGGUGUGAUUAAGAAAAACUACGACAGUUUAAGCCUUCGAUUGGUGGAUAUGACGGAGUGCUUUGAAAAACAUGCCAACGGGACCGGUGAUAAAGAGUUUAUUGAGAAAUACAUUGCGCAUGUUUUAUUGGAGAUUCGGAAUUCUUGCUCAGUAACGAAUGAGAACUGUUUUAAUUUCUCCUAUGAUGAAUGCCAUGUUCUUAAAGAGUAAUUAAUAUUCGCUUCAGUUCAUUACUGAAGGAUACAAUGCCGGCUUCAAAGCUUUUUUUAACAUAAAGGUUACGAGCAUUUUUACGGAGAUCGAAAAUAUGCCGGAACAAUGACGGAGAUUAACGACGCAAA
This is a messenger RNA of Paramacrobiotus metropolitanus, 2541 nucleotides long. Its product is annotated as armadillo-like helical domain-containing protein 3. The record is from RefSeq and is a predicted model, not a curated record. Gene Ontology annotation, biological process: regulation of Golgi organization. Gene Ontology annotation, cellular component: cytosol. NCBI's taxonomy places the organism in Eukaryota, Metazoa, Tardigrada, Eutardigrada, Parachela, Macrobiotidae. The transcript has 14 exons. The coding region runs from base 350 to 2410 and encodes 686 amino acids.